GUAUGGGAACAUUUUAUAAAAGUAGAAGGAUGUGAUCCUAAAUAUCCUAGGGCUGCUUGUAAACAUUGUGGGGCUUCAUAUGCUUGUGAUUCCAAAAGAAAUGGUACCACUAAUUUAAAAAGACAUUUAGAGAAAUGUAAGAUGUAUGUAAAUCCAUUGGAAGAUAAUGUUGAAGGAGAGGGAGAUUCUGAAAGUAAUUUGAUGACUGCAUCAUUCACUCAAGAAAAUUGUAGAAAAAUGCUUGCUAGGAUGGUUAUCUUGGAUGAAUUGCCAUUUAAGUUCGUAGAAAGUGAAGGGUUUCACCAAUUUUGUCGGGCAUUAAAUCCAAAGUUUGUGAUUCCAUCAAGAGUAACCGUUGCAAAAGAUUGUUUUCAAAUGUAUAUGAAGGAGAAAAAAAGUUAAAAAAUGCAUUAACUCGAAGUGGCCAAAGAGUUUGUUUAACAACGGAUACGUGGACUUCUGUGCAAAAUAUUAAUUAUAUGGUUAUAACGGCUCAUUUCAUUGAUGAUGAUUGGAACUUGCACAAAAGAAUUUUGAACUUUUGUCAAGUAGCUAAUCAUAAAGGAGAUACCAUAGGUAGAGCCAUUGAAAAGUGCUUAGAAGGUUGGGGUAUUGAUAGGCUCUUUACUGUAACGGUUGAUAAUGCGAGUUCAAAUGAUGUAGCCAUUGCCUACUUGGUUAAAAAGUUUAAAGGCAGAAAUGGGUUGGUGUUGGAUGGUGAAUUUAUUCACAUUAGAUGUUGUGCUCAUAUUCUUAAUUUAAUUGUUAGUGAUGCCUUAAAAGAUUUGCAUGUGUCUAUCAUUCGAAUCAGAAAUGCUGUGAAGUAUGUUAGGUCAUCUCCUGCUAGAUUGCAAAUAUUUAAAGAUUUUGCUAAAGAAGAUAAGAUGUCAACAAAAAAUUGUCUUACAAUGGAUGUUCCGACACGAUGGAAUUCUACUUUUACUAUGUUGGAUGGAGCAAUUAAGUGUCAAAAGACUUUUGAAAGAUUGGAGGAGCAUGAUCCUAGUUAUUUGCCAAAGGAUGAUAUUCCUACUACUGAAGAUUGGGAUAAUGCAAAAGUGUUUGUAAAGUUCCUAAAGACUUUUUCAGAGGUAACAAUGAAGUUUUCUGCAUCUAUGUCUGUGACUUCAAAUAUAUUUUUUCAUGAACUUUGUUUGAUCCAAGAAAUAAUUCGUGAAUACUCAUCGUAUGAGAAUGCAUUAUUGAGUUAAAUGACAUUAAGCAUGCAGACAAAAUUCAACAAGUAUUGGGGUAUAACUACAAGUGAGCAGACCAAUUUAUUAUUGUAUGUUUCUGUAGUUCUUGACCCUAGGUACAAGCUAGCUUAUGUGAAUUAUUGUUUUAAUGAAUUUUUGGAGGAAGAUUGUGCAAAAAUAUGGACAAAUAAGGUUGAAGAAGCAUUUCGUCGAUUGUGUGAUGAUUAUUAUAUGAGAAUGUCAAAAGAAAAAUAUUCACAAACACAAUCAUGUACACCUAUCGAAGGAUUUGGCUUUCAAAGUCAAAGUGAAAUACCUUCUAUCUCAUCUAGUGGAUCUUACAAGGCACGUGCUACUGUUCAUGAUAGAUUUAAACAAAGUAACAAAACAUGUCUAGAUGAUGCUAAAACAGAGGUGACUCGUUAUCUGGAUGAGGCUCGUAUAGAUUGUAUGGGCGAUGAAUAUUUAGAUUUGCUAACUUGGUGGAAGGUGAAUUCCUCUCGAUUUAAGAUCAUUAGCCAAGUAGCUAGGGACAUCUACAGUAUUCCUAUAUCAACUGUGCCUUCUGAGUCUGCCUUUAGCACUGGAGGACGGGUGUUAGAUUCUUUUCGAAGUUCUUUAACUCCUCAAACUGCAGAGGCACUCAUUUGUGCUCAGAAUUGGAUUCAGUCUAAACCUUUGGAUGACAUGACUGAAGAAAUUGACGGGGCUGAAGAAAUUGAUGAAGAAUUCAUAAACAUAGGAAAGGAGAUGGAAGCUGCAUUUGAGAAUUUGAAUAAUGACUCUAUGAGUCUUGAAGCUCAAUGAUGGAAGCACUUUGGGUUAUACGAACAAGGUGGUCUCAUGAAGAUGUUCAUUAAUUCAUACCUUCCCAAUUGU
Molecule: messenger RNA, 2075 nt
Organism: Cucumis melo (muskmelon)
Lineage: Eukaryota; Viridiplantae; Streptophyta; Magnoliopsida; Cucurbitales; Cucurbitaceae
Product: zinc finger BED domain-containing protein RICESLEEPER 2-like
Exons: 3
Coding region: 1212-2003 (263 amino acids)
Molecular function (GO): DNA binding; protein dimerization activity
Source: RefSeq, a predicted model, not a curated record